Molecule: messenger RNA, 1938 nt
Organism: Gavialis gangeticus (Gharial)
Lineage: Eukaryota; Metazoa; Chordata; Crocodylia; Gavialidae
Gene: DIPK2B
Product: chromosome unknown CXorf36 homolog
Exons: 6
Coding region: 167-1609 (480 amino acids)
Source: RefSeq, a predicted model, not a curated record
AUAGACCCACCAACCAGCUGGCAGGAUGGGGAUGGUUUAUGCUUCUCCUGGACCAAGUUCCUCACACUGCAUUGAGAGGCCAACAACCGCAGACAGAGAUCAUCAAAAGGUGCAAAGAAUAUAGAAUUGAGCCGCUUCCAAAAGGCAGUGCUUGCAGGUACUGUAGAUGGGGUGCUGGAUCUACUACCUUUCCAGCAAUGUUGUAGGUCUGUUUCCAUUGCUUCAGUUCUUGACUCUGAGCUGCAGCCCUCUCUCAGAAGCAACAACCUCUCCUACUGUGCCCCACUUCAAACCCAGCUACAGUUUUGGCCGGACUUUUCUGGGACUUGAUAAGUGCAAUGCCUGCAUCGGGACGUCGAUUUGCAAGAAAUUCUUUAAAGAAGAAAUAAGAAUCCCCAUCACAUGCAGCAUGGCUAAUGUAAUCACACCACAUCAAAAGAAUACCUGGAAUAGCCCUGAUAAAGAUCCAUGUUUUCUAUCAGCAAUGACAACUGAUACCCCACUAGUUGCCAUUGUGAUAAGACAACAGCAAGACAUUUGGUUUGACAGCUGGCUCUCUCCUCGCUUGAAACUGCCUCCCAACUACCUUCUCAGUUAUUCCGGGAAUUACACUGAUGAUGCCAAAAGCUGGCGACUGGUUGACAUCACCAGGUUAACCACCAAAUACCAGCAUGACCAGGCUGACAAGAGAAUUUGUACUUCCGUUUCCAAUACAAAAGGCUGCAGCAUUGAGCGUGUCUUGAGGAAGACAGAGAGAUUCCAGAAGUGGCUGAAAGCAAAGCGCCUCACCCCGGACCUCGUCCAGGGCCUGCCCAGUCCAAUGCUGCGCUGUCCCUCACAGAGGCUCCUGGACAGAAUAGUGAGACGUUACGCUGAAGUACCAGAUGCCGGCAGCAUCUAUAUGGAUCACCUCACAGACCGAGACAAGCUGCGCCUCCUCUACACACUGUCUGUGAACACACACCCCAUUCUGUUACAGAUUUUCCCAGACGUGGAGGGGUGGCCAUUUCCAAGGUAUCUGGGAUCCUGUGGCCGGUUGAUUGUCAGUGCCAGCACCAGGCCCUUGAGGGAGUUUUACAGCUCUUCUCCUGACGUGGCAGCAGACCUGGCCUUCCAGCUCCUCUCUGUUGUCAGUUCUAUGGGGAACAAUGACUUGAACUACUUAUUUUAUUUCAUCCGUGUUGAUGCUAGCACAUUUGGCAUUUUUAACAAUGGACAUCUGUUCAUCCGGGAUGCCAGCACACUGGGAAUCAUUGACAAGCAGGAAGGUAGCCAACUGACUGAUGGCCAACAGGAAUAUAGAGACAUAUUUAGCUGUUUGGCUUCAGACUGCCAGUCUACAUUUCUGUCCUGUAAAACAGUCAGAGAGAACCAGAAUUUCAUUAUGGUAUGUCAGGAAAUUCUGCCUAAACUCCUGAAGGGAAAAUUCCUUCAACCUGUUCAGGAGAAAAUAGACAGCUUCCUAAGGCAUUGUGCAAACAGCUUCCUGGACAGCCAAGAGGUCAGUGAUGCAGCUACAAAGUUGAUGGAGUUCUUGAGACCUUUGCGAUCUUGUGAUUCCCGUUUUGCCUAUCGCUACCCUGACUGCAAGUACAAUGACAAAUAUUAGCUGCUGACAGGAAGCUCCUACUGGAAAGACUGGAGUAGUGUGUCACAAUUCGGCUAUCUCAAAGAGUGAAAGAGUUUCAUUAGGCAGCUGAAAGGAUUCAUAAAAGCCAAGGCUUCCUAUGUGACAGAGAAAGAUGAAAGAUAACAUGCCUGGGGUUUACAUCAGAACUCAAAGAUGGCAUGUUUAUGACAUUUGUAUAUUUGGUGCAAUCCAAAGGCCUAAGUGUUAAAACAUCAUUGUACAUGAUGGGGGUUAAAAGAUUAAUACAAUUUGUUCACACAUUUUGUUCCUAAAGGAAUUUUCCAUGGCAGUCAUAAAAAAAUUAAAUA